GUAUUCCUUCUCACCAGAUGAUCGCCGCGUGAAUGGAGGGGAUUUAUCCGUCAAAAACACGUUAGAGUUCUAGUUACUAUCCAAGAAUAUUUGUUAUGAACUAUCAAACGUAUCGUAUAAGAUGAGUGCUCGUUAAUGAGGGUUUCAUAAUAUUAUAAUAGACUAUAUCUCAUGCUCGGCUCAAUCUCAGUGUAGAUUAGUCGGCAUAAAAACAACAAUUCACAAGCACUAUCGGUGAGAUCGUGGGUGAUUAUAAAUUAAUUUUCUCGCUUUAUACACAAAAUGACAUUGCUAGGAAACGCUUUCGUGUGUGCAACAGACAAUAAUAGCACAAAUUUUGAAGAUCCCUAUAAGGAUUUAGUGCCGGAUUGGAUUUGUGCCCUAGAAUAUGUUCCUUGGUGUUGGGCCAUAUUUGGUUCUCUCCUUGUUGGACUCAGUGGAGUUUUGCCGCUCCUUGUCAUUCCCAUUGACCAAUCCGACAAUUUGAAGCAAGGAGAUAGUGCGAAUAAAUUGAAAACAUUGCUAAGUUUUGCUGUAGGCGGACUUCUGGGAGACGUAUUUCUUCAUUCCUUGCCUGAAAUUUGGGCUAAUGAUACAGUUACAAAAUUUGAUAAUGGACACCAUAUCUCAAACAGUGGACUGUUAAUUUUAACAGGGCUUAUAAUAUUUGUGGCCGCCGAAAAAUUAUUCUCUGUGAUAGAACAAGUAGAAAAUAGUGAAAUAAACACAGUAGAAAAUAAUAAUACCAAAGGUUUAAAACAGCCACUCGGACAAAAGAAAUCUGUUGCGGGUUAUCUAAAUUUGGUGGCCAACACCAUGGACAACUUUACCCAUGGACUUUCGCUUGGAGGAGCCUUUUUGGUAUCUCUCAGGGUAGGGCUACUCACAACUUUUGCCAUUUUAGUUCAUGAAAUACCACACGAAGUAGGCGACUUCGCAAUUUUGCUCAAAUCCGGUUUCACGCGGUGGCAUGCUGGUAUAUUCCAAAUGUUGACAGCUAGCGGAGGUCUUAUCGGUGCUAUGGCAGCCAUCAUGUUCAGCGGAGCGCGAACGGCAAUAGAAGCUAGAAGCUCAUGGAUUUUGCCGUUUACUGCAGGGACGUUUCUUCAUAUAGCAUUAGUGACUGUUCUCCCUGAUUUACUGAAAGAAGAAGAUCCCAAAGAGUCGUUUAAGCAGCUAAUGGCAUUAAUACUAGGGAUCGUUAUUAUGGCAUUCGUUACCAACGUUUUUGAAUGAACAUCGAAAAUAAAAAGGACUAUAGUUUAAUAGAAGAAAUGAUUGAUUAUUGUUUUAUAUUCAACAAAUUCACAGCUCCAAUCUGUUAUUCUAUAAUAAUAAACAAUAUUUAUUUUUUUAAUAAUAAUUAGCACUAAUCGUUUUAUAUACUCUAUAGUUUAACACAAUUGACAUCCUUGUACAAUGUGUUACAUCAAAAAUAAGAAUGUUUUUAACAGAAUUGUUUAAUGACACAAUAUUUUCUAAAGAAAAUCUAUCCAGACAACCGCCAUUUUCGGCACAAGGUAUAUUUUUUAAUUGAAAAAUUAAUGUUCUAAUCGUUCAAGUUUGAUGAUAUAAAAUUGUAACACAUUUAAUUUGAUUAAUGCACAGUGGUUUCCAAAAUACAAUGAAUUGUUGUCUCAGUUAGUAUGAAAACAAUAGAAUAUCGAAUCGAUGAUAUAUUAAUUGCCUCCUAGAUUUUUCAAAUUUUAUUACAUAUUCUCACAAAUCAUCCAAGAGUUAAAAAGUUUUCUCACAUAGUUGAAAACGUUGCAAAAAAAAUAUCUAAAGGAAAUUCACAAAUUACAUCACAAACAUUUCCCCUAUGUUCUUUGCGAUAUGUAUAGAAUUUGCUACUAAAGGCUGGUGUAGAAUCUUGAACGUUACUCUUUGUUUUGUGGCUUUAAUGUAUGGUUGUCAUAUUUUCACACACUAAUGAUUUGUUUUCCAGAAACUCGCGUCAUUUUGAUCAAAUUUGAACGAAUCUGCACAACACCACGACAAACUCGAUAUUUUUUUCAUUUGCACUUCAGUAGUACUAGAAAAUGCAUAAUUUUUAAAACUGUAUUAAAGACCUCACUUUGUAAUGAUAACCUUUAUGUCACAGAAAGUGAAGCUGCAGAUUUUGAACAGAUAACAUUUAGUCAAAUGACUCUUCAACUUUUAAUAUUUUACAUACAUAAAAAGUUUCCUUGUGAGCUAUAUAAUGGAGCUUAAAUGAGUGAGAUAAGGGGUCAAAACAAUAAUGAAAAUCUAUUGGAGACAGUAGACUGUCAAGAAGUGGUGUUAUGACAAAUUUAGCAGUUUCGGAACGCUGAAAAUGACUGACUAAAUUCAAUCAGUGGUAUUAUUCACAUGUUAUAUCUCCGAGAGAGGAGGUCUGGAGCUAAAAGCAUAUAUUUAUAGAGUUAUUCACGACGAAAUAAACACAGCUAAUGGUAGAAUUUAUUGUUCAUUUCAUUUGAAUUAUACAAGAACAUGUAUUAAAAACUUAAUGGAUGGGUUUUUCUGUUCAAGUGAUAUAUGUAUGUUAGGGUACCAUGUACAAAAGAUCUAUUGUGUCCCCCUUUCUUGCUGCGAUAUUGGGGAACCCAAUGAUUAUAGCUGUUCUAUUAAUCCCAUUCCUCUUAGAACCUUCAGUCAUGGUUUAGCUUUGUGCCGUCUUCUCUAUAGUAACUUCUCAUCUAGGUUUUUACUUAAGGUUCUAUUUGGCUUUCAACGAUUCACAAAAAUUUGACUUGAAACCUCAAAUAAGUGAUUAUUUCAUAAUGCUAAACCCUCGUUUACAUUCUGAUGAACUACAAGGAAUAUAUUUCGUGCAGUUAAAUAAUGGUAUAAGGUAUUCUUAAGAUGUCAAUAUAAUUUCUGAAGGAGACUGUAAUUUUUAUUUUGUUGAAUGUGAACCUUUUACAGAGUUUUUCGAUUCACCAAGCUGUGCCGAUGUUCUAGUUGGUCACUGAUCAGUUUUUAGAACUCUUAGAGUCCGACAAGAGCAAAUUAUGUUCUACAUUUUUGGGUGAAUUACUAUCCGCUAAUGCUGAUGUCGUUAGAAAGCAUUCUUCUACUUAUAUUGUGUAUCCAUUUUGUUUUGUGAGAGAAACAUUGUUAAAAUGACCCUAUUUUUCGGCAAAGUAAGCUGCAAGAGACUAGGUUUUUUUUUGAGGAGUUGAAAAAAUCUUCUGAUUAACGUUACAGCAGCUUCUCGCUUUUGUAAACAUUCUACAUAACGGCUAGAUUGUGUAGGAACUGAGAAGACUACAGAGAUUGUAUAGAUCUCUUUCUGUUGGAGCUCUGUAUUCGCCAACUUUGACUUUCUCAAGAUGGUGUAAACAGCCAAGUAUUUAUAUCACCUAGAGCAAACAGUUCGAAAAGAUUUUGCUAUCAAGUUUAUAGAAUUACCUGCCAACUGCGGGUGAUUUUUGAUUUUGUAGGUUAAAAAACAUGAUAAUUAAUUUUUUUAAGACAAAACAAUUUCAUUGGUGACAAGUGCUAUUACCUCUUUUUGUUAUUUUUCCUAUUGGAAAACACUGUUUAUUACACUUUUUAAAAACAUUUUAGAUGCAUCGUCAUUAACAAUCCCAAUCUUAUAGCUGUGUUAAUAAUGUGGCCAUAUAAAUUUUCCUCUAGUGAUAUCUAAUUUUAAAUAUGUACAUACAUAUUUUAUCAGUAUUUUUAGGUAGAAUAGAGAUUAAUUUGAUAUUUGAAGAUUAAUUGUCUUCUUUAUAAAAAAAUGUAAAUUUUUUAAAAAGUACAAUUAUAUUUUGUGAAUUUGUUGUUUAAAUCAAACUUUCCAACCCAUUACCUGAAGCGGUAAACAAAAUGAACGCGACGUCGAAGAAAACAAUUUUUUACUUUUUUCACGCUCAUUUUUAUAGGGUAGUUACAGAUACCCAAAAAAAUGACUUCUCUGGGUAAAAGGAGGAUAGAAUUUGUACUUGCUUAUGAGUGUUUAUAUAUAUUGGCUGAGU
Molecule: messenger RNA, 3965 nt
Organism: Diorhabda sublineata
Lineage: Eukaryota; Metazoa; Arthropoda; Insecta; Coleoptera; Chrysomelidae
Gene: Zip99C
Product: zinc transporter ZIP13 homolog
Exons: 5
Coding region: 283-1236 (317 amino acids)
Biological process (GO): zinc ion transmembrane transport; intracellular zinc ion homeostasis
Cellular component (GO): membrane
Molecular function (GO): zinc ion transmembrane transporter activity
Source: RefSeq, a predicted model, not a curated record